Molecule: messenger RNA, 3383 nt
Organism: Pseudoliparis swirei
Lineage: Eukaryota; Metazoa; Chordata; Actinopteri; Perciformes; Liparidae
Gene: st6gal1
Product: ST6 beta-galactosamide alpha-2,6-sialyltranferase 1
Exons: 9
Coding region: 275-1774 (499 amino acids)
Molecular function (GO): sialyltransferase activity
Source: RefSeq, a predicted model, not a curated record
CGUUCGCGUUUCUCCAAAUGCCACCGGACACCGACGGCGGCCUCGGACCGGACCGGGCGGACAGCGGCGGCGGGACCGCGACGCACGCGACUCACCGGGAACAUGGCGACGGGAACAACAACCUGCUCGGUACCGGAGCGACGAUAAAUCUACGCGGGUGACGGAGGAGCAUCACUUAACACAGAGGCGAUGAGGGGAACCUGAAGGCAGCAGCCUGUUUCUAAGCAACAACAGCAACUCGGCGUGUGGCACCGCGCACACACACACACACACCAUGGGCUACAAGAUCCCCGGGGCGGCGAUGGACCGGGUCAGCCUGCUGUGGCGGCUGAGGCGCCGCGCUCGCCGCGGCGUCCUCUGCAUGGCCUUCUUCUGCAUCUCCAUGGCGCUGCUCUACGCCAUCUGUGCCGAGAACAGCGUGCCCGUCACCGACGCCAUUUUCGGGGUGCGGGCGCGGACCCGGGCUCAGCCUCGCGCGCACUCCGUCGUCAAGGUGCUGCGAAGCGGCGCCAAGCCCAUGUACAUCGACCCCCAGAAGCUCCCGGGGGUCGUUCCCGGUGACCCUCACCGUCCAAUCCCUGUCCUCUCCUCUCCGAACCACACCCACGAAGUCGGGGACUCCACGCCGAAGCGGAAGCCGAAGGAGCGGGAGCCCCCGGGCUUUUUCGCCCGGCUGCUGCCGCGCCCCUUCAUGCGCGCCCUGGAGACCCUGUUCGGAGGCCGCCGGAGGGGGGAGCUGAGUGGCAGAGUGGGGGAGGCGGAGUUCUUCGGGCCUCACGGGCUUCUGGGAGAAGUGUGGGAUGACGAGAUGUCCAGCAGCAUGCUGGGAAGCAGACUGAGGAAGGUAGUGCAGAACUAUCAGGCGAUGAAUAAGUACGGAGUGGAAAUCUCCGGUCCCGGCGGUGUGUCCAACAGGCCCAAGCUGAGCGGUCCCAGGCUUCUCUGCCAGCUGAAGGACAACAUCGAGGUCGCGACACUGACCUCUGACCUCCAGCCCUUCUCGGCGCUGCCCUGGGCCGACCAGCUGCCAGCGAAGCCGCUGACCUCUGACCUCGGGCCGUACAGGAGCUGCGCCGUGGUCUCGUCUGCAGGGUCGCUACGCAACUCCGGACUUGGAAAGGAGAUAGACUCUCACGACGCCGUGCUGCGCUUCAACGCCGCGCCGACCAUCGGGUACGAGAAGGAUGUCGGUUCUAAAACCACGAUCCGCCUCAUCAACUCCCAGGUGAUGGCGUCUGAUGACCACCGUUUCCUAUCCAGCUCUCUGUACAGCUCAGGUGCCCUGGUGGCCUGGGACCCCGCCCCCUUCUCCGCUGACCUCACUCAGUGGCACAACAGGACCGACUACCCCAUCUUCACCCAGUACCAGAGGUACAGGCGGCUUCACCCGAUGCAGCCCUUCUACAUCCUGCACCCUCGCUUUGAGUGGCAGGUCUGGCAACGAAUACAGGACAACAUGGCCGAGCCCAUCCAGAAGAACCCUCCCUCCUCCGGCCUGCUCGGAACCGUCCUGAUGAUGUCGCUGUGCGACGUGGUGCACGUCUACGAGUUCCUGCCGUCCCGCAGGAAGACGGAGCUCUGCCAUUACUAUCAGCGCUUCUACGACGCCGCGUGCACGCUCGGCGCCUACCACCCUCUGCUGUACGAGAAGAACCUCGUCAAGCGGAUGAACCAGGGGCCCGACCGCGACAUCUACACCCACGGGCGGGUCACGCUGCCCGGGUUUGGAAAGCUGAACUGCACCCAGGCUGCUGGAGGUUUUCCCAAGCACUGACUGGGAUAUGCGGAAGCAGUGGAGCACAUAAACAAACACACACACAUACGAUGCCAAGCAGAACCCUGCAUGAAGACACGUAAACCAGAGCACAGACGCAUGAACACUUUACUCACACUGCCUAAAGAAAAGGAACGCUGUGCCACUCCCUGGAGAUAGUCCAAUCCACUGACAGAUGUGCCUGCUGUCCACACGUACAUAUACUUAUGAGGACGUUCCACAGAUAAUCCCUUCUCAUCGCGAAAAGCAACCCGUAAAAAGGAUCACGCGGUUGGCAUCUACAAAAAUCCAGCUUUUGUUCUUUCUUUUAUGUUAUCGAUUUAGGUUUUACAACCUGCUCCUGCACACUGAGUUGAGUGUGUCAGUGCAUCUCUAAGUAGUUUCUGACUCCCUCUGAGGCACUAUGCUCCAUGUCUAUUGGCUCUGACUGAAAACUAAAGUAUACAUUCACAUUUGAAUAUAUAUUUUUUAAGUUUAAUCUCCUGAAACAGCUGCUCGCUGUAGUUAAUCAAACAAACAGGAGGAGACGCAUUGCAGUGCUGGAGCCUCGUCUCCUGAGGAUAUUUGCGCUCUACUUGAUGCUCAGACAUUCAUAAAAACGUGCAAUCACGCAGCACUUAUGCUUGUGAAUAAGACGGAAAAUACAGCUGCUUUGCUUUUAGACUUCAUGUGACUUGGAUUUUUAGUUUGGGGAAUAUUUUGGAAACCCUUCAAGCAGCAGGAUGUCUUGACUUGAGCUGUUUCCUCCAAAUGUGAUUGAGUUUGUUCUCAGACUGUGAUAAUGAUCAAACCACGACACAGGAAGGAGCCCGAGUCACAGGAAGAGAACGCCCACACGGUGGUUCACUUUAAAAAAAAUACAUCGUCAUCUCUCCUCUGCCCCAAAAAGAACCCUCAAACGCCAGCUUGCUGUUUAUUUCUAAAUCAAAUAUUUUCUUCAAAAGUGUUUGUUAGACAAAAGGUCUGACACUAUUCUUCUGCAGCAAUGUUACUUCAUUUUUUAUGUGUGUGGCGGCACCUCUGAACCAAAGGUGGGGCAAACACCGUCACUACUGCUAGCUGUAGCCGCAGAAGCUAAUUUUUCUUAAUUGGUUAAUCAAUCUAUCUUCUUCUAUCUUUUAUAAUCCAUCUUUCUACAGGUCCAGGCUGCUUUUAAUAAGUCAUAUGAUCAUGGAAGUAGUGUAAUAACAAGUCAUUCUGGGCUGUGUUGGCCCCUCUGGGUUUCCUUCAGACAUUAGCCAGUAAAACAGUUUAUUAUACGUUUAAAAAAAGAAAGUAUUUUGGUGUGAACAGAGAUCUUUGCAGAAACUUCCUGGAAACUCCAAUGUGGGCAAUGUCUGAGUUGUUGUGGACGCGGUCUGAGAGCAAACACAAAUCCCACAUGGAAAGAAAACAUCCGCAAAAUACAAAGUAUAUGUAAAAAAUGUACAGUGGAAACCUGGAGAUCCACAGAUAUGAAACUGAUCUCUUCUCCGACUCUGGAGAACCCAGGAGAACCAGAGGGUUCCACGGAAAAAUGAAAGACUGCAUCAUUAAGAAGCCUGCUGAUGACACACACACCUGCACACCCACCGACGCAACGUAUUUAUUAAAGAUGAAUGCCUACGGA